Medioppia subpectinata is the source of this 1431-nucleotide messenger RNA. The record is from the annotation of a GenBank genome assembly. NCBI's taxonomy places the organism in Eukaryota, Metazoa, Arthropoda, Arachnida, Sarcoptiformes, Oppiidae.
AUGGCAACUCAAGACAAGUUGACGCGAAUAGCGAUCGUGAAUACAGACAAAUGCAAACCCAAGAGGUGUCGACAGGAGUGCAAGAAGUCGUGUCCAGUCGUACGGAUGGGAAAGCUCUGCAUAGAAGUGACGCCAAACGAUAAGAUCGCGAAGAUUAGCGAAGACCUGUGCAUCGGAUGCGGUAUAUGUGUGAAGAAGUGUCCCUUCGAAGCCAUUACUAUCAUUAAUCUGCCGUCCAAUCUGUCGCGAGACACGACCCAUCGUUACGGACAAAACACAUUCAAAUUGCAUCGAUUGCCGACUCCCAGACCCGGAGAGGUGUUGGGUUUGGUCGGAACCAAUGGUAUCGGCAAAUCCACGGCUCUUAAGAUAUUAGCCGGAAAAUUGAAGCCCAACUUAGGUCGUUACGGCACAGACCCACCCGAUUGGACAGAGAUAUUGACUCACUUUAGAGGAUCCGAACUCCAGAACUAUUUCACCCGUAUAUUAGAGGACGAACUAAAAGCCAUAAUUAAACCCCAAUAUGUGGACCAAAUCCCGAAAGCCGUGUCCGGAAUGGUGGACACACUGUUGGACAAGAAGAAUGAAAGAGACAACAAGAAGUUUGUGUGCAAAAUGUUAGACCUCUCGGAAACAAUUUGCAGUCGAAAUGUGGGUGAAUUGAGUGGUGGAGAACUGCAACGCUUUGCCAUUGCAAUGGUGUGCAUACAAAACGCCGAUAUCUUCAUGUUUGACGAGCCCUCCAGUUAUCUGGACGUUAAGCAAAGGCUGAAGGCGGCCGAAACCAUCCGAGACCUGAUCCAAUCGGACAAAUAUAUCAUUGUUGUCGAACACGACUUAUCUGUUUUGGACUAUUUAUCGGACUUUAUCUGUUGUCUAUACGGCGUUCCCGGGGCUUACGGUGUGGUCACUUUGCCCUUCUCUGUUAGAGAGGGUAUCAAUAUAUUCCUCGACGGUUUUGUGCCGACAGAGAACCUGCGGUUCAGAGAGACGGCGCUUGUGUUCAAAGUGUCGGAAACGGCCACCGAAGAGGAGGUGAAGCGCAUGUGUCAGUACGCGUACCCGGCGAUGGUUAAGCACUUGGGCAAGUCGUUUGAGCUGAGUGUACAACCGGGCACUUUCACCGACUCGGAGAUCAUCGUUAUGUUGGGAGAGAACGGCACCGGAAAGACGACAUUCAUCCGAAUGCUCGCCGGAAACCUGAAGCCCGAUGAGGGCGAGAGCGAUGUGCCGACGCUUAACAUCAGUUAUAAGCCGCAGAAGAUUAGUCCCAAAUCUCAGGGCACAGUCCGUAUGCUGUUGUUCGAUAAGAUCCGCGAUUUCUUCAAUCACCCGCAGUUUCAGGCAGAGGUCGUCAAACCCCUGCAGAUCGAGAACAUCAUAGACCAGGAAGUGGUGAACCUCUCGGGAGGAGAGCUCCAGANGCUGUAA